CACACAGGAGACCUGCAGCAGCUUCAAGAAAGUGAUGAUCAUGAGGGUGCUGGUGAGUUUAGUACCCUUCGUCCUUAUGGUGUGGAGUGGACAAGAGACAACGGCACUUCCUAUAGAGGAUAACCUAGGAUUGCAGCGCAACCGGGAGUUGGCUGUGGACCAGAGGGACCUGUUGAAGAUGUUGUCGGGGAUGAAUGAGCUGACGUCAGAGUAUAUGUAUCCUGAUCAGCAGCUCCACAGAGAGCUGCAGGAGCGAUCUUUCAGAGCUCAAGUCCCUCCCAGAGAGAGAUCCCCCUGUAAGAACUUCUUCUGGAAGACCUUCUCGUCCUGCUAGCGAUGGCACUGGCAGACAGCUGUUGACAGUCACAGUUCACACCCUGGCCUCCUAGCUGCAUUGCAUGAGCAAUCCUCAUUGUCUGAGCAAUCCUCAAUGACUAUGAAUAAACUGCAACUAAAGAAAACGAAUUCUGAUUGAUGACUGUGUGACACAGUACCUCUGCCUAUAAUGUAUGUCUCCUAGAAUGUAGGGUAGGCAAGUGGUAUUAUCUUACUAUUGCAGGGGUCUUUCUUUAUGCUUUUCAGGGAAUGUUUGAGGUGUAGAAUUACAAUUCCUUGCUAUUAACUUUUUACAUGGAUUGAACAUGGUUUAUUGUUACUGUAUCAGCAAAAGACAACACUACGAAGCCUUCAUACUGUCAUUACUAUUAACACCAACUAAAUUACACUUAGAAAAGGCUGUAGCCUAGAUAAUUGUUUACCUCACAUUUUGGCUUCUUACCCUGCCUAUAUAUGGUUCAUUUGCAUUUCUUAACUCAUGAAACCACACUAUCCUUAGUUUUACGCUAACAAUAUUUUGCUCAUGGUGUGCUCCUUUCUGUCCCAUAAUUCUGUCCUUUUACCACACCUGUUUGACUCAAAAGCAGUCAGAGGCUAAAUAAACCGCUUCAAACAAUGGACAAAAUUCAUGCAUGUGAUCUAACAGACCACUAGCAAAGAGGUCAAGUUUGAAUGUCUACUGAAUCACACCAUAGUAUCUUGUUUAUCCUACAGCCUAUCCAAUGGAUGGCCACUAAUUAUUUAAUAGAUGUCCAUGCAGAAAAGGAUACAUCUUAAUUUCAAUAACCUCAUACCUCCAGAACUCAUAUUUAGCCUGAAAUCAUCAUCCCUGAGAUCAGUUAGAAGAUUGAAUCCAACAUGUCAUGUCAGCAGCAUGACAAUCAAUCCCAGCAUACAACCCACUAGACUAGUCCACCAGCUCUGGCGAGUUUAAAUGGAACGUAAUUCAUGUUUUAUGCACUUUUCUCUCUAUGCAUAUUCUGACCCCGAAUUUAAGCAUGAUAAUAGCAUGCUAUUCGUUUGGGGUGGAGAUUAAAGAAAUGAA
Coregonus clupeaformis (lake whitefish) is the source of this 1381-nucleotide messenger RNA. RefSeq names its product somatostatin 6 (gene sst6). Gene Ontology annotation, cellular component: extracellular region. The transcript is spliced from 2 exons. The coding region runs from base 35 to 334 and encodes 99 amino acids. Lineage: Eukaryota; Metazoa; Chordata; Actinopteri; Salmoniformes; Salmonidae. Gene Ontology annotation, biological process: regulation of cell migration. Gene Ontology annotation, molecular function: hormone activity. The record is from RefSeq and is a predicted model, not a curated record.